AUGUCAAAAUCAAAUGAUACAGCAAUUGGAAUUGAUUUAGGAACUACUUACUCAUGUGUAGGUGUUUUUAUUAACGAUAAAGUUGAAAUCAUAGCAAAUGACCAAGGAAACAGAACCACUCCCUCCUAUGUUGCCUUUUCUGAUAACGAAAGACUUAUUGGAGAUGCUGCAAAGAACUAAGUUGCUAGAAACCCAUAAAAUACAGUAUUUGAUGCUAAACGACUUAUUGGAAGAAAAUUCAACGAUCCAACUGUUUAAAAGGAUAUAAAAUUGUGGCCAUUUAAAGUAGAAGCUGGCUCUGAUGAUAAGCCAUUGAUUGUAGUUAAGUUCAAAGGAGAAACAAAAAAAUUCCAUCCAGAAGAGAUCUCUUCUAUGGUUUUAACAAAGAUGAAAGAGAUUGCUGAAGCCUAUCUUGGAAAAUAAGUUAAAAAUGCUGUCAUUACUGUUCCAGCCUAUUUUAAUGAUUCAUAAAGAUAAGCUACAAAAGAUGCUGGCUAAAUUUCUGGUUUAAAGGUUUUAAGAAUCAUAAAUGAACCAACAGCUGCAUCUAUCGCUUAUGGAUUAGACUCAAAAUAAAAAGGAGAAAAAAAUGUUUUAAUUUUUGAUCUUGGAGGAGGUACCUUUGAUGUUAGCCUGUUAACAAUAGAUGAUGGAAUAUUUGAAGUCAAGGCUACUUCCGGUGACACACAUUUGGGUGGAGAAGACUUUGAUAAUAGAUUGGUAGAAUACUGUUGUCUAGAGUUUUAAAAGAAAAAAGGAAUUGAUUUGAGAUAAAACGCAAGGGCUUUAAGAAGAUUAAGAACUUAAUGUGAAAGAGCUAAAAGAAUUCUAUCAUCCGCUAACCAAACAUCUAUAGAAAUUGAUGCUUUAGCUGAUAAUGAAGACUUUAAUUGUUCAAUCACAAGGGCAAAAUUUGAAGAAUUAUGUUUGGAUCAAUUUAAGAAAUGCAUUCCUCCAGUGGAGCAGGUCCUUAAAGAUAGUGGAAUGUCCAAAAGUUAAAUACAUGAAGUUGUUUUAGUUGGUGGCUCUACCAGAAUUCCUAAAGUCUAGGAACUAUUAAAAGAUUUCUUUAAUGGAAAGGAACUUAAUAAAUCAAUAAAUCCUGAUGAAGCAGUGGCUUAUGGGGCAGCAGUCUAAGCAGCUAUACUAACAGGAACUGGAUCAUAAAAAUGUGAAAAUAUAGUAUUGUUGGAUGUUACCCCUCUAUCUUUGGGAAUUGAAACUGCUGGUGGUGUUAUGAGUGUAUUAAUACCAAGAAAUACUACUAUUCCAACAAAGAAGAGCUAGAUUUGUACAACCUAUGCAGACAAUCAACAAGGAGUUCUGAUUCAAGUUUAUGAAGGAGAGAGAUAAAUGACAAAAGAUUGCCAUAAAUUAGGAUAAUUCUAGUUAGAUGGAAUUGCUCCUGCUCCAAGAGGAGUACCUUAAAUUGAAGUCACUUUCGAUAUAGAUGAAAAUGGUAUUAUGAACAUAUCUGCUGAGGACAAGGCAACAAAGAAGUAGAAUAAAAUUACUAUAACAAAUGAUAAAGGAAGAUUGUCGAAAUAAGAUAUUGAUAGACUAGUCAGUGAAGCUGAAAGGUUUAAAGCAGAUGAUGAAAAGAUUAGAUAAAGAAUUGAAGCAAAAAAUUCGUUAGAAUCAACAACUUACCAUGUAAAAAAUACAAUGAAUGAGGAGCAAUUCAAGGAUAAAUUCACAGUUGAUGAAAAAAGAUAAUUAACAGAUUUAAUUGAAUCAACUUAAAAGUGGAUUGAUUCUCAUUAAAAUGAAGAAGCUGAUGUAUACAAAGAAAAGUUGAAGGAGAUUGAAUCAAAGUUCCAUCCAAUUAUGUAAAGAAUCUAUGCUUAAACAGGAGCAGCUGCUGGAGCAGGACCAUAAAUGCCUAACAUGAAUAGAGGAAAUGAUUUUCAACAUAAUCCUACUGUUGACUAAGUAGACUGA
This is a messenger RNA of Paramecium octaurelia, 1941 nucleotides long. The record is from the annotation of a GenBank genome assembly. Lineage: Eukaryota; Ciliophora; Oligohymenophorea; Peniculida; Parameciidae.